Amphimedon queenslandica is the source of this 2045-nucleotide messenger RNA. Its product is annotated as 2',5'-phosphodiesterase 12-like. The record is from RefSeq and is a predicted model, not a curated record. The transcript has 3 exons. NCBI's taxonomy places the organism in Eukaryota, Metazoa, Porifera, Demospongiae, Haplosclerida, Niphatidae. Gene Ontology annotation, molecular function: 3'-5'-RNA exonuclease activity. Gene Ontology annotation, biological process: nuclear-transcribed mRNA catabolic process, deadenylation-dependent decay. Gene Ontology annotation, cellular component: mitochondrion. The coding region runs from base 31 to 1962 and encodes 643 amino acids.
ACACCUACUUAACAGCCACGCCCAUUUGCAAUGGCUGCUGCAGGAAGAGCUUCAAGCAAGAUGCUACGUGCCUUUGUUAGAAAUUCUGAAGGAGAAUCAGACAUUACAAUAAGCUUCUGCUUUAAUGGGAAGCGUCACCACCUCCACAGGCCAAAGGCUCAGCCCCUGAGUCAAACACUGCAAAGAAUAUCAUUAACUAUUGCUAAAAGUCUACAAGGACCCAGGAUUAAAAAUAAAAAAGAAAGGAUGUCUUCAGCAGACUCACCUCGCCCUCCUCCUCCUCUCGUUUCUCUAUUGAAGGACGAUGCAGAGACAGUACCAGAGGAUGUCCUUAAUGUUAAUGCAUGGACUAGUGACUCUCUUUUCAUUAUUGGUGAUCAAAGGUACCACGUUAUUGUAAAUAAUCCUCGUAUCAUCAAGUUGCAAGUCUCGGAUCUUGUAUUUGAAGGAUCUCCUUUAGUACCUCAAGUUUCGCUUGAGUUUGCUAGCAUCAACUACUGUAAGUGGUCAUGGCUAAGAAUUGACAAAUCUGCAUCUGUACAGGUUGGUUCUCAAGAUUUAGAAAUGGCUACAAUGGACUCCACUUACACUCCUUCUUCGAUGAAGUUAGCUCAGCUGGUUCAUGAAGGAGUCAUAUACUGGCCUACUAGAGCAGAUAUUGAUCAUCAUCUCUUAUUGCAGUGCACUCCAUUUAGAUCAGCAGAAGAAGCUGGUAAUCCAGUCUAUUACCAUACAUCACGGGUGAGGCCUCAGUUUAGUAUGAAAGCGAUAAGGAGAAGACAGGAGCAUACUCCUACUCCUCUCUCCUCUUCCUCUCAGCUUCGUGUCAUUUCUUAUAAUAUAUUGUCCGAGAAAUAUCUUGGAAAGGAUCCAGAGAAUCCUCAUCCAUUUUAUUUCUACUGCAAUAGUUUUGUGAUGCAGUCGUCUUAUCGUUACAGUCUCUUUAUAGUUGAGAUACUCGGGUAUAAUUUUGAUAUUGCUUGCCUUCAAGAGGUUGAUGAAGGCUACUUCAAUCUGAGUUUGCUACCUAUCAUGAAGGAAGUCGGGUAUGAUGGGGCCUAUAGCAGAAAGACAGGGCAGGUUGCAGAAGGAGAAGCUAUCAUCUUUCGAAGUUCAAAGUUUGAUCUAGUGCAGUCGUCUGUCAUCCCUUUAAUCCCUUACCUCCAGUCCAGCACUAGCUGUAAGGACUUAUAUAAGAGCAUACAAGAGGCACAACCAGUUCUCAGUAAUCUUAUGCGAAAGAGCUCAGUCCUACAGGUUGUUAUUCUAAAAGCUAAGGAUGACAAUCGCUACAUUAUUGUUGCUAAUACUCAUCUCUCCUCUGGACCGGAGGAAAGCUUCAUUCGCUUAAUGCAAACCAUAACUUGUAGUAAAAUUAUAUCUGACACUGUCACAGAGUUUGAAAGAUCUUUGUCUCCUGAUGCUAAGGUAUCGGUUAUAUUUUGCGGAGAUUUGAACAGUUGUCCUUGUACUGGUGGCUAUCAGUAUCUAACUGAGGGCUUUGUCUCUAAGUCACAUGUGGAUUGGACCUCUUACCAAUAUGAGGCCAUCCCUUCCUGUGGGUGCAAGCCAAGCAGUGAUUAUAGGAGUGCUUUGGAUGAGGAGUUGCUGAGAAAAAUGAGAGAUGAGCUACUGGAAAAUUAUGAAGAGGAAGAACAGGAAAAAGAUGAUCAAAGAGAUGAUCCUAUUCCUCCUCCAUUGCAGUCUAGUAACACUUUCAAUGGUCUUGAUGUUAGAAAUGACAUACCAUUACUUGAUGCGUGUGGUCCAUUGGAGUACACUCAUUACAGAGGUGUAUUUGUUUCCGUAUUAGAUUAUGUUCUUGUCAGUAGGGAGCAUUUUGAGAUACAGAAAGUCAUACCAAUGCCAAGCCACGAGGAAGUGACUGAAAACUUUGCUUUGCCAUCAGAGUCUUUUCCAUCUGACCACUUACCUCUGAUUUGUGAUUUAAAAUGGAAAUAGAUCUAGAAUUAUAUUUUAAUUUAUUUAUUAUUAUUUAUUAUUAUAAUUAUUUUGUUUGCAAGUGUGUAUCAUGUUUUAAAAGA